This is a messenger RNA of Funneliformis mosseae, 984 nucleotides long. NCBI's taxonomy places the organism in Eukaryota, Fungi, Glomeromycota, Glomeromycetes, Glomerales, Glomeraceae. The record is from the annotation of a GenBank genome assembly.
AUGUACACAAAUUCGUUUGAAACGGGUUCAAAACAAGACAUAAGUGCUUCUGAUUUUCAACAAGAUGAUGCGGGAUUAAUAUAUCAACCUUCAACUUCCAAUGAUUCUCCUUUAAUGCCAUUAUUUAAUUCUCCGAAAGCUUAUGGUUCCUUUGAUACCACUGUACCAUUCUCUCCAAAUCAAGCGAUGGAAUUUUCUUCGUUCCCAUUUUCGAAUUCCUCGGAAAUUUCUGGAUCCUCUACCAACGUGUCGACUUUUCAGAAUUCCUUUCCAAAUCAAGAGAUGGAAUUUUCUUCGUUCCCAUUUUCGAAUUCCUCUACCAACGCAUCGGCUUUUCAGUUUUCCUCUCCAAUUCAAGCGAUGGAAUUAUUAAAUGAACAGCCAACAAUUUCUAAUUUAUUCCCAUUUUCGAAUUCCUCAUUUAUCUCGGAAGAUUCUGGAUCCUCUAUCGACGCGUCGGAUUUGUCGGAUUUUCAAUUUUUCUCUCCAAAUCCAGCGAUGGAAUUUUCUUCGAAUUCCUCAUUUAUCUCGGAAGUUUCUGGAUCCUCUAUCAGCUCAGCAAAUAACCAGCCGACAAUUUCCAACCAUUAUUGCUCGUUCCUACUCUCGGAAGCUUCUGGUUCUUCUGAUACCACUGCGCCAAAUACCAACACUUCUUAUUAUCAGGUUCAUUCUCCAGAUAAUCAAGGUUUAAUCACGGAGACAACUACCACACCUGAAAGUUCUCAACAUGACGAGAGUUGUAAAGAAACACAACUAUGGAAUAAAGGUGCCACUAAAUCCUUUCUAUCAUGCUUAAAAGAAAAUAAAAAAGAUGUUCAAUUAUUAGCAAAACGUGGUAAGACAGCUAAAAAAGUUAGAAAACUGCUCUGGGAAAGGGUCUCCAUUUGGCUUAAGAACGAUCAGUAUAAUAUUACUGAAUACCAGUGUGAGAUUAAGUGGAAAAAUACUAAACAGGAUCAUGAAAUUCUUCGAAAAGAUUAG